CGCAAUAUGCAUGGUUUAUAAAGGGUUGAUGACCCCAGAGUGCCCCGGCAUCCUGUAGCGUACACCGCCAUGUCCGGUCAACCAUAUGCAGAGCCCGCUGCCGCGGCUCCUGUCCUCGAAGCCACUGGCGAAUCGAAAAUCGAUGAGAAACACCUUGAGCACGAUGUCAACGCCCUGAGUGUAGACAAGAACGACAUUAUUGUCGACGGAUCUCGCAGCGCCGGUUUGGCCGUCAUCGAGCAGAUCCAAGUAAUCCCCAAGACGGGAAAGCGAAUUCCUACGAGCCGAUGGGAGUAUAUUACGUUCUGUCUAUAUUACUUCGCCAACAAUGGUGCACCCAUCGGCGGAAAUGGAGGAGCCUUGCGUCAGGCUCUGCUGUCUCAGGCAAACCCAUCUGGCAUAGUCCACUGGGGUGGACAGGUCCUAACGUUGAAUGCUCUUUUGCUCGAUAUUAGCGGAAUAUUAUUUGCAGUGCAAGCUUUCAUCCUCCUCUUCAUUGGUCCAUUUGCCGAUUAUGGUCGAUGGCGAGGAUACAUUCUGACGGUCGCCCAAGUCAUUUUGUGGAUCAUGCAAUUCUCUCUCGUCGGGAUUCACAAGCCGAGUCAGUGGCAGAUUGCCAACGGCAUCUACAUCGUCGGUAGUUUGGCCGCAAACAUCUCCGUUGCCUUUUAUCAGGCCACAUUCCCCGCUCUCGUCCGCGAUUUACCCAAGAUCAUCCAGUCAGAGAAUGAGGUUAGACAAGGUUUGAAGUCCCCCGAGGAGCACGAGAGACUGGACCAAUACGAGCGAGCACAGCUCUACAACAUGAGCAACAUCACCGGGUCCGCGCUUGUCGUGGUCACGUACGCUAUCUCAAUCGGUAUCUCUUACGCUCUCGGCUACGGGUCCGAUGCCACUCUGAUUCACUCGUACAACAUCCUGCUGGCAUACUUUGGUGCCAUUACAGUCCUCUGUACUCUUCCGUUCUUGAUCCUCCAAAAGCACCGCCCUGGACAAGCUCUGCCAGAAGGGGUUUCGUUUUGGACCGCCGGACCGAGACAAGUCUGGUCCGCCACGAAGCACGCUCGUCAUCUCAAACACUGCAUGCUCUACCUCGUCGCCUGGUGCUGUCUUCAGGAAUCCUGGGGAACAUGGUACACCAUUGUUGGUAUCCUGCAAAACGAAGUCAUCGACUACUCGCCGCUCAAGCUCAAUGCCCUCUCCAUGGUGGCGGAUCUGGGUGGCGGCUCGGGAACCGUCAUGAUGUAUCUUUUGCAGAAGAGAUAUCGAUUUUCUAUUCAAACGGCUCUGCGCUAUGGUGCAAUCAUGACCGUCCUCCCAUGUCUAUACGGUGGAAUCGGCAUGUUUACGCAUGCCUUUGGCUUCCAUCACUCAUGGGAAUUUUGGAUUGCUAGCUCCUGGAAUUUCAUGACAGGAUGUUGGGGAGCUUAUUCUGUCAGCAUGAUUUCCGAAGUCGUGCCCGCUCCCAAGCUCAUGCUGUUCUUUGCGAUGUUCAAUAUCUGGGGGAAGACCAGCGGGUUUCUGGGUCCAUUUAUCACAUCCGCAAUCAUAGAAAGAGCUCACGGUAACACAAACGCGGCAUUCUGGUUUUUAUUCGCUCUCGGUACAAUCGGCGUUACCGUCUUGUGGCAGGUUAAUACCGACCAGGCUAAACUGGACAAUGCCGCAUACCUGGAAAGAGAAGCGCAAGAAAUGUAUUCUCAAGAACAACGAAGACAAGGGGCCGAAUUCAUUGCCACGGGAGACGAAGAGUUUGCCGCACAACACAAGGCUCAACCUUGAUAUUCAAUACCCUCAGGACCUCUUCAAGCGGUGAACAGACCCGUGGGAAGCCUCGUGUGCAGUCCACUCGUACAUUGUAGCACAGAAU
Messenger RNA from Kockovaella imperatae, 1870 nucleotides. Its product is annotated as putative autophagy protein. The transcript is spliced from 6 exons. Bases 70 to 1782 code for a protein of 570 amino acids. Lineage: Eukaryota; Fungi; Basidiomycota; Tremellomycetes; Tremellales; Cuniculitremaceae. The record is from RefSeq and is a predicted model, not a curated record.